AUGGAUGCUGAUGUCAUGUCCACCUUCCUAUUCCAUGAGCGGAUUCAAGCGAACCUGUCAAUGAGAAAACGAGUUCUCAAGCUGACCGAGGCAGCUCGAGAAGCAAACCUACUAGCAGCCGCUCAGACCUACGCCCAUGCAUCAGGUCUAGCUCCAGAUUGGGGUACUGGUGCGAUAUCACGAAAAGCUCGAGUUCUACUACCUGGUGAAGCCAGAGUUGAAUGCUGCGUAGCCGAAUUGGAGCUCUUCGAGCUCUUUCGGGAAAAGCUUUUUCCGGUGGAAGACGAUGAAAUGAUCCACCAGGCUUUGAAGAACGUUCUUUCAACAACUGCGGAUGAUGUUCUUGAAGUUGAUCUGACCUUUUUGGCGUUGCCACAAUCAGUAUUUUCGGCAGCCCAUCUUGAACAGCUGCUGGCAGUGAUUCGCGCAGAUGCGCCUCUACCUCCGGCUGCUACCCUCAGCGUCUUAGAUGGCUUGGUUGAGGAACUGGGUUUCGUGAACAUGCAGAAGUACAUGCAGAUCACAGCUCCUCACAGAGUUACACGCGCGAUCCAGCAGUCACAGAGCGAGCGCCAACGUGCUAGCCACAGCGACUCGCGAGAGAAGCGGGCCUUGGUGCUUUGCAGUGCUACUUUGCCUUCCGACUGCUGGCGUGUCUAUAGUAUGAGAAUCUCCGGCAGAUGGACUGAUCAAGGUUGGGGCAACACCAACAUUAACAAAGUAGAGAUUCGGGCUGUCACCGCUCGGGCUGGCUUAGUGUACGUGCAACUUCAUUCUGUGGACUGGAAGUCAGACAAAAGCCGCACUGAAGUGAGCUUUGGCGGGACUCAGCUCGGACAAGGCUUGGAUGAAGAGGAUGAGCAAGUCCGAAAGAACUUGGAUCUUGAGGGUGCGGAAUCUCUGCUGGAGAUCCUCACUGAAGGAGAUUUGGUUCAAAUUACGAUGGGUUGCGUCGGCUGGAGUGGUCAUAGAGCCCAGGCAGAGGAUACUCGUUUGGAGAUCGAAUACUUCCCAUAUGCAGUUUGA
This is a messenger RNA of Symbiodinium pilosum, 1026 nucleotides long. The record is from the annotation of a GenBank genome assembly. Lineage: Eukaryota; Dinophyceae; Suessiales; Symbiodiniaceae.